CAGAGGAUUGCUGUCAGGAGGCAUACUACUACGAUUUUUUUUAGCAUGAUUUCCAGUCUCUUCAGUCUUGCAGGCAGGACCGCCUUGGUCACUGGCGGAUCGCGAGGCAUCGGCCAAGCCAUGGCUCUCGGCCUGGCAGAGGCCGGCGCAGACAUAAUUCUUGUCCUGCGCUCGAAAUCCCAGACUGAAACACAGUCGAAAAUAGAGAAUCUGGGCCGCCGAUGCUUUAUUCAUGAAGCUGACCUGGGGGAUGCAGAGGCGGCACGCAACAUCGUCCCUGCGAUAGUGAAAGAGCAUAGGUGGUUCAAUAUUUUGGUUAAUGUCGCCGGCAUUCAGAGGCGUUCCAGUGCUGAGGACUUUCCUCAGCGUGCGUAUGAUGAAAUUAUGCAGGUUAACUUGUCCGCCACCUUUCGCGUCUGUCGGGAUACAGGAAAGUACUGGCUGGACAAUAACAUCAAAGGCUCGAUCAUCAAUACAGCAAGCAUCGCCAGCUUUCAAGGAGGCGUAAGUAUGGCGGCAUAUGCGACUAGUAAAGGAGGUGUCGCUCAGCUUACAAAAGCUUUCAGCAAUGAGUGGGCUUGCAAGGGAAUUCGGGUGAAUGCAAUUGCGCCGGGAUACAUCGCUACCGAUAUGAACGUUGAUACACGAACUGCCCCCGACCAGGUAGUCUACAACUCGAUUUCUGGGCGGAUUCCAAUGGGAAGAUGGGGCACGCCUGAUGAUUUCAAAGGACCUGUAGUCUUUCUAGCAAGUAAUGCAAGCUCUUAUGUAACUGGGGAGAUUCUCGUGGUGAGUUCUCGCUACAUGCCCUUGGAAAAGAAGCUAAUUGAUACUUGA
This is a messenger RNA of Penicillium daleae, 837 nucleotides long. RefSeq lists its product as uncharacterized. The annotation marks the transcript as partial. The record is from RefSeq and is a predicted model, not a curated record. Lineage: Eukaryota; Fungi; Ascomycota; Eurotiomycetes; Eurotiales; Aspergillaceae. Gene Ontology annotation, molecular function: oxidoreductase activity, acting on the CH-OH group of donors, NAD or NADP as acceptor. The transcript has 3 exons.